UAAUACAAUAAGUACAUUGUUUAUUUUGUUAUUAAGUAACCGAUAAUAUGUCACGGAAUGGAGUUGAAAAUGAAAUCAAGGCUUCUGCUUUGGAACUUAUCGGAAACACGCCUAUCGUUGCCCUCGAGAGACUCUGGCCUGGUCCAGGUCGAAUUCUUGUGAAAUGUGAAUUCAUGAAUCCUGGAGCAUCUAUCAAGUGUCGUUCGUCACUUCAUAUGAUAGAAAAGGCUUGUGAGAAUGGAGAAUUAAAACUUGGUGUUCCCGUCCUUGAAGUAACAUCAGGUAACCAGGGGUGCGGUCUGGCAGUCGUAUGUGCAGUGCUUGGACAUCCAUUGACAGUUGCCAUGUCUAAGGGUAACAGCGCACAGCGAGCUAUACAUAUGGAAGCUCUCGGUGCCAAGUGCAUUAGAGUACCUCAAGUAGAAGGUUCUUACGGCAACGUGACCUUGGCCGAUGUAAAAGCAGCCGAAGCGGAGGGUUUAAGAUUAGUAGAACAAACAGGUGCAUAUUACGUUAAUCAAUUUAACAAUAACAUGAACGCAGAUGCCCAUUACUGUACAACUGGGCCUGAAAUCUGGAGACAAACUGGACAGCAUGUUGACGCAUUUAUAGCAACAGUUGGGACUGCUGGCACAUUUGCUGGAACUUCUAAAUACCUGAAGGAAAAAAAUCGUAAUAUUAAGUGUUUCGUUGUCGAACCAGCAGGUUCUGAGCCAAUUAAGGGUUGUCCUAUUACAAAACCAUUACACUUAUUACAAGGAUCCGGAUAUGGGUGUGUUCCUAAUUUAUUUAACUGAGAUACCGUUAGUAUUACGGAUGACGAAGCAAAACAUUAUAUGAAACUUAUUGGCGAGAAGGAAGGUUUAUAUGUAGGUUACACGAGUGGGGCUAAUGUGGCCGCGGCUGUUAAGCUGUUAGAGUCAGGAAAGUUGCCGAAGGAUGCAUGGGUCGUGACCCUUCUGAAUGAUAGCGGAUUAAAGUACACCCCAGUCCCUGAUGAGCUGACGUAAUAUAAAAUAUUUAUAACUAACGUAUCAAUUCACUCAGUUUGUAUAUUUAAUUAUUAAGAUAAAACGUUUAUACAUUUACCUACAUAGAGAUUUUUUUAUCUACCGCACUGUCUAAAAAUUUAAGAUUGAUUUUUUAAAGUUUUAAAUUAGCAUAAAUUAACAGUACUUUGUUAAAAAUUACAUUUAUAACACAUUUUUGAACUGCAUAUAACAGUAAGGAGAUGACCUUUAUAUAAAUGAUUAUACAUAGGUUAUAUAUAUAGAUAAUACGUAAAUGUUUUACUAUAAAUUCAAUGACACCGUAUAAUUUAUUUUAAACCAAUGAAAAUUUAGAAUACAAAGUUAAGUACUAAAAUGAUCAGUAUGAAUAUAAUAUAGAUUGUAUAUUACGUGAUAAUUGAUAAAUUAUUUUAGGUGUAAAAGACAUUUUUGAACAUAACAUACAUAUUUAUCAUUUUUUAUUUUAGCUGUAUGUUACAAGUGCUGUAUUUUCUAAAGUACCAAUAAUUAUGUACCAAUAUAAUAAUCGAACAAUAAAAUUAUUAUAAUAAUACAUUCUUUUUGUGUAAUAACUAUACUGGUGGUAGGGCUCUGUGCAAGCUCGUCUGGGUAGGUACUGGGUGGUAGGUUCUACCGCAAAACAGCAAUACUUGAUAUUGUUGUGUUCCAGUUUGAAGGGUGAGUGAGCCAGUGUAAUUACAGGCACAAUGGACAUAAAAUCAUAGUUCCCAAGGUUGGUGGCGCAUUGGCUAUGUAAGCGAUGGUUGACAUUUCUUACAAUGCCAAUGUCUAAGGGCAUUUGGUGACCACUUACCAUCAGGUGGCUCAUAUGCUCAUCCGCCUUCCUAUUCUAUAUAAAAAAAAAAAAAAAACUUUUAUUGUAGAUAAUAGAAGUAUUUUUAGUUUUAACUUUUAAAUACCUUUUAUUUGAAAUAUUAGUUUAUAUGCAUAUUUAUAUAAAAAAAGUCGUAACAACGUCACGUGGAAGCCGCUAUUAUGAAAAUAUGAAUGACAGUCAUUGACACCGAGGCCAAAAAAUGUUUUGAUUAAUACUUUUUAUUAAAGCAAAAUGUAACACCAGAAUCGACUUUAUUGAAAUAGACGGUAGGCUUAUAAGUUGUUAGUAUUUGGAAUGUUGUUGUUUGAUGUUAUCUUUUUUUUUUGUUUUAAUAUUGUUAUCUGUUAUCUAUGAAAUUAUUUCUCUACCUCCUAUUAUUGACCUACGGAGUCUUAUGUCUUGAUGAAGCUGCCAUUAUCAGCUAAUUCUUAAUAAAAACACAUUGUUAAAACUACUCAAUCUCAAAGAAGCUAAGAAGAAGAAAAGAACUAAACGGUUAUAAACGCAUCUGUGCAUUGGUUAAAAUAUAAUAAUGACGCAUAAAAAAACAUGCAAAAACAGAAGGAUGUUUCUGAUUUUAUUACAUUUUAUUGCAAAUGUCGAGUCGGCGAACUUAGAGAGCGCCGGCGACUAACGACUUUCGAAACUGUAAUUUAACGUCAUUGAUUUCACAACAGCCCAUUAAGGAUAUGUCCAUAUAGAAUUGGCAAAAAACAUCUGAUCUAUCCUGCAGUUGCAGCUGUUGCCAAUUACUAAAAAAUCUCCGCUUGUUAUGUGGGCGUUUUACACGAUUUUAUACGAUCGAAUGCCGUUUAAAAUUUUUGGUGAACAAUUCGAAUUCGUCCUAUUUCGUUUUUAUAACGCUCUAGGCGAGGAGUCGUGCAAAAAAAUCAAAUAAUCGGUUCGUUUGUUCCGCUAAUUACUGUGGACGAUUGGAUUUGGACGAGCCGUUCUUAGAAACAAGCUGUUGAACUCAAUUACUAUCAAUUUGACUGACACCAUACAACAUGCAUUAAGGAGAAUAAACAACACGCUAAUUGUGUUUUAUCUCAAUUGUAAUUAUUCGAUAACGACCUUAUAAGCAUUCUUCAAAACAAGAGAUGAUUUGUUUUAAUAAUAAAAGUUUUUUUUAUUUAUACUAAUAUUAAAUGUCUUUGUUUAUUAUACUGUUUACUUUUAACUUUAACCUUCUAAUGUGUCAGCUUUUGUUUAUCCUUUCGUUCGGUAUAUAUAAAAAACUCGUUUAAAGAUUUAGGUUGUGUAAUGUUAUUUAUAGCUUGAAAUGUCCUCAGUUGCGUUGUACAACUUAUGAAUAACUUACGGAGAUAUCGCUAGAAUCGAUGGUCAACUACUCUAUGCAAGAAUGCUAUAGUUUUAUAAAGCAAGUACUAAAGCAGGUAAAAAGAAAUAUUCUUAGGUUGUACAUGAAUAAAUGGGAGAAACGUUGAAUGGUAUAGAACAAUAUUUACCAUAAAGCCAAUCGUCCUAUGAUACACGGAGCCAUGUGCAAACAGUUCAGUUAAUGGGUAUUUUCCUUUUAUUUAUUUGCCAACCUUUAUUUGUUCGUUUAUUUGAGAUCGUGCCUCAAUCGCCUUCGAGGAAUUUAGCGAGUAUAACCCCAAAUAAAGAUGAGCACACAUAUCACUUAUAUAUUUAGAUAAUUGAUAUCAAGGGAACAAUUUAAGUUUGGAAUCUUGUAAUGAUGGGACAGUAUCAAUUUAAUACGUUAUGUAUAUGUAUUAUAACAUUAUACCGUCUCACAGAACACGCAACUAUGAAUUAGAAUUAUGUUAGUUGUAAUUUGCUAAUAUUUAAUAACGGCAUUUUUAAUCACAAAAGCAUGUGUACCUUUUUGUGUAAGAUAUUACCGUUUAGGUCGUCGUCUUUUUUAAAAAUAUUU
Molecule: messenger RNA, 3748 nt
Organism: Nymphalis io (European peacock)
Lineage: Eukaryota; Metazoa; Arthropoda; Insecta; Lepidoptera; Nymphalidae
Product: cysteine synthase-like
Cellular component (GO): cytoplasm
Source: RefSeq, a predicted model, not a curated record